CCGGCCGGUCGGGAUUGGCGGGCGCACCUCUGCCGCGGCCCGGGACCCCCUCCCGGCUGCCCCGGCGGCGUGUGUGCGGGCCUCCCCCGGGAUCCCGGCCCCUGCGGCGUGCGGGCGGACAGCCAGAGCUUCCCGAGUCCGGACCGCUGCGCUUGCCGGUCGGUGCGGAGACAGGGGGAAUGGCUGGCUCUGUCGCCGGACUGCCUCGUUCUUCGGAAGAUGUGAACUGCUGCGAGUCCCCUUGUCCUUCAUUCUGAAUGGUUCCUGAAGCUGGCUUUCUGCAAGUCCGCUCCAGAAUCCCCUCGCCGAAUCCUUGGGACCCGGGAAGUGGAUGUGUGUUGCAAGGAUACCGAGCGGGUAGCAGGUGCGAGGCGCACAGAAGACGCGGGAGGAGCCUGCGUGCGUGGUCCUGAGUUCUGUGCCGGGAAACCGAGGCAGGGCCCCGAAGCCAGCGCCCAGAUGACGAGGUCACGGCGAGAACGGCAACCUGUACUGAGAUCUUAGCAGGGGCGAGCUCUGAAUCUAAUGCCUUCGGAGUUACUCUCAGGACAACCCCACGUAGAAGGUUUAGUUAACCAGUUAAUUUCCUGGUCUUGUUCCUGUGCUGCGGUUAUUUAAGUAAGAUGUUAACGCUAGGGGAAGCUGAGCGAAGGGUAUAGGGACUUGUCUGCACCAUUUGGAGAAAUUUUCUUUAAAUUCAAAAUUAUUUCAGAAUAAUACAUUUAAAAAAAAAAAAGGUAAGGUUUUUGCAGCGGGGGAAAUAGCAGUUUAGAGAGGUUAAGCCACAACACAUAAGAGAACAUGACAAGAUUCAAGCCUAGGUUGUCCGGAGUCCACAGCCCAUGACCUUCACCACAGCUCCCCAUGCUGAUGGGGGUCCACGUUUAAACAGGCCCUGCUUACGUCUGCUAUUCCAUGGGAGACCGAAACCAUCUACACCCACACCGCGUACUACCUACCUAGGUUAAGGAGUGUGCCCUGAAAGAUAAUACUUGUCGUCGUCCUCGCUGACCAUUGGAGCUGGAAUGGCUGCAGUGUUCCUUCCAUGGGCUCCUGAAGAGCCAGAGGGGCUCUUCAGAGUAAACAACAAAAAAUGUCCUGCCAAGGUUCAGGGAUCUGACCCACAGUGGAGCAGCCCAAACAGCCAGGAGUUAUUCCGCCAGCGCUUCCGGCAGUUCUGCUACAAGGAGACUCCUGGACCCCGUGAGGCCUUGAGCCAGCUCUGGGUGUUCUGCUGUGAAUGGUUAAGGCCUGAGAUACGCAGCAAGGAGCAGAUGUUGGACUUGCUGGUGCUGGAGCAGUUCCUGACCAUCCUGCCCAAGGAGCUGCAGGCCUGGGUGCAAGAACAUCACCCGGAGAGCGGGGAGGAGGCCGUGGCUAUGCUGGAAGACCUGGAGAAGGAAUUGGAUGAACCAGGCCAGCAGGUUUCAACCCAGACCUGUGCACAGGAGGUGCUUUCUGAGACAUCGGAGCCUCUGGAUCCAGCUAAGGAAGCAACGUGUCUCCAGCCUCAACCCAUGGAGAUCCCACUUAAGGAUGAUGUGGGAAUUGAGAAAGGAGAACUGAUUCAAAAGCAGGGGUUAACUAUAGAUAUGGAAUCUUCAAAAAAGUCAUCUGGCCAAAUGAACGGAAAGGUCCCUGAAUGUGGAGAAACCCAAGAACAUGAAGGAUGGAUAAAAGGAUAUCAAAGAAACACUUCAACUGAGAGAAGAUAUAAGUGUGAUGAAUGUGGGAGAAGAUUCACUCAAAACUCAAGCCUCAUUAGACAUAAAAGAAUCCACACUGGAGAAAGACCCUAUUCAUGUAACGUGUGCGGCAAAACUUUCAUCCAGAGCUCACAACUUAUUGACCAUCAGAGAAGCCAUAACCGGUUAAAACCCUAUCAGUGUGAUGAGUGUGGAAAAGCCUUUUAUUACAGUUCACACCUUGUUCAGCAUCAGAGGACCCACACUGGAGAAAAACCUUUCCAAUGCAAUGAGUGUGGGAAAGCUUUUCACUAUAGCUCAGGCCUUGUUCGACACCAAAGGACCCACACAGGAGAGAAGCCGUACCAGUGCAGCGACUGCGGGAAGGCUUUCUGUCUGAGCUCACAUCUGAUUCAGCAUCAGAGAGUUCACACUGGAGAGAAGCCGUACCAGUGCAGUGAGUGUGGGAAAAGCUUCAGCCAGAGCUCAGGCCUCUUCCAUCACCAGAGAAUCCACAGUGGGGAGAAACCCUAUGAGUGUGACGAGUGUGGGAAGGCCUUCAGUCACAGCUCAGCUCUGGUGGGACACCAGCGCAUCCACAGUGGAGAGAGGCCUUAUGAGUGUGAUGUGUGCGGGAAAGCAUUCAGUUACAGCUCACAUCUUCUGGGACACUGAAGAAUCCACACUGGAGAGAAGCCCUAUGAGUGUGACGU
This is a messenger RNA of Ailuropoda melanoleuca (giant panda), 2398 nucleotides long. RefSeq names its product zinc finger protein 397-like. Gene Ontology annotation, cellular component: nucleus. Bases 1026 to 2360 code for a protein of 444 amino acids. Gene Ontology annotation, biological process: regulation of transcription by RNA polymerase II. The transcript is spliced from 4 exons. The record is from RefSeq and is a predicted model, not a curated record. Lineage: Eukaryota; Metazoa; Chordata; Mammalia; Carnivora; Ursidae. Gene Ontology annotation, molecular function: RNA polymerase II cis-regulatory region sequence-specific DNA binding; DNA-binding transcription factor activity, RNA polymerase II-specific.